Messenger RNA from Racocetra fulgida, 1014 nucleotides. The record is from the annotation of a GenBank genome assembly. NCBI's taxonomy places the organism in Eukaryota, Fungi, Glomeromycota, Glomeromycetes, Diversisporales, Gigasporaceae.
AUGCAUUUCAAAUCCAAAUAUCCUAAUAUUGAAAUUCCAGAAGAAGGGGUAUAUCAAUUCAUUACAAGUAACCCUGAGGGAAUUUCAGAUGAUAACGUCUGUUAUAUCGAUGGAAUUACAAAUGAAUAUUAUACGUUUGGCAAGAUUAAAAGUGAAUCAAAGAAAUUUGCCGCGGGACUAUUGGAUAAGGUUGGAUUUAAACGGGGCAAAGUAACAUUGAUUAGCUCAAGAUGCACACCAGAUCAAUUAUCAUAUCAGCUAGCGGAUUCCGAUUCAUCCAUUCUGAUCACCCAUCCAGACCUUCUUACGACUGUUACUUCUUCUUCAAUUAAAGCGGAUGUCCCUAUAUUUUUAUUUGGAAACGAGGAGAUUAAUGGAUAUAAACCUUUUACCUCGGAGUUAAUUAAAGAUCGUGAAAUCGAACCUGUUACUUAUACUCUAGAAGAAACAAAAGUGGAGACAGCCUAUUUACUAUAUUCCUCAGGAACUACCGGAAAACAGAAGGGUGUUGAAAUCACUCAUAGGAAUUUGAUAGCGAGUUUAGUAGGAUUUAGGAAAUUUGAAAAGGAUAUCAAUUCAAAAAGCGUUCUCGUGGGGGUUAUGGGUUAUCGCAAUAACAAGGAUGCGACAGAUACCAUCUUUGACAAAGAUGGUUUCCUUCACACGGGGGAUAUUGCAUAUGUUGAUGAGAAAGCUGAAUUAGAGGAAAUUCUACGUACACAUCCUAAAUUAAUUGAUGCAGCAGUAAUAGGAUAUUAUUCUGAACAAUAUCAAAAUGAAUUUCCUGUGGCAUAUAUCGUCACUGAAUUACAAAAAACCCAAUCUCUUAAAAAUGAAAUUUUAAAUUAUGCGAAUAGUAAAUUGGCACAACAUGAAAAAAUCAUUGAUAUAUUGUUCAUUGAUGAAGUGCCAAAAAGUGAGUCAGGAAAAAUUUUAAGGAGGGUUUUGAGAGAAACGUUGUUGUGUGAACUUAUUGAUGAUCAAGGUAAUUUUAAUUAUAUAUCAAGUUAUUAA